Molecule: messenger RNA, 2631 nt
Organism: Episyrphus balteatus (marmalade hoverfly)
Lineage: Eukaryota; Metazoa; Arthropoda; Insecta; Diptera; Syrphidae
Gene: nxf2
Product: nuclear RNA export factor 2
Exons: 14
Coding region: 115-2586 (823 amino acids)
Biological process (GO): poly(A)+ mRNA export from nucleus
Cellular component (GO): nucleus
Molecular function (GO): protein binding; RNA binding
Source: RefSeq, a predicted model, not a curated record
UGUUGUGAUUUUUGGUUGCAAACUGAAUUUUGUUGUGUUUUGUGUACUUUUUGAAGAAACAAAUUAAUUUGUUUAUUGGAUUAUCUUUUGUUUUAAUAAUUAUUAUUAAGAAAUAUGUCUUCAGAUAAACCACCACAAGAAACUAUAAAAUUUGCUAAUGAUGAACCCAUCGUCUUGGACUACAAGUCAGCAACUUCCUAUAUGAACAAAAACGCUUAUGAUAGGGCUCAAAUGACUCUUGGUUUUGUAUGGCAUCUAAUUCAUGUCCAUCAUCGUGGCAAAUUCUCACAACGUUCAAUCAUUGAAGCAUUAUUCAAGUCUGUUGGCGAUGAUGAGUUUUUUCCAAUGUGUUAUCAGGAAGGCCCACAAGACGACCGAUUCUUAGUUCGUCAAUGUACACCAGCUUUAGAUAAAUUAUUCCUUAAGAAUCUUUGUCUUACCAUGCCCAAUGGAAGCACAUUGAAGCUGGAAGUUAUGCUUAAUGUCGGUGUCUAUAAAUUUGGACAGAUAUCGCCAUCAAGACGUAUAGAAAAGGCUCUGGAUGGUUUGUUUAAGAAAUUAGAAAAAGGUGGAAUCUUAAAUUUGAAUGAGUUCGCCAAAAACCCAGAAUUCAGUGAUAUCAUAAUCAAUCUUCAAAACAAAGCAGUUUUUGAAGCAGUGUGUCGCUCAGUAUUUCGAAAUGAAGAUCAAUUUCGUCGUGUUAAUGGAUUACGGCUGAAAAACAACAAUAUUUCAAGUUUGCAGCCUUUGAAAGUUUUUAACGGUUGUGAAUUUGAUAUAUUAGAUCUCAGUGGGAAUAGACUUCAUUCAUCCACACGAAUUUGCAAGGAAUUAACAGAAAUCAAAAUUGAAUUACUUUUCCUGGAAGGUAACCCAGUAACCGAAGGAGAAGAUUAUCCUUUGAAUAUGAAAAAUUUAUUCAAAAAUAUAGUAAAGUUGGAUGGUAAAACUAUAGAGGAACUCCGAACUAUGCCAAAAAAAGCAGAGAAAGAAGAUGAUGAUGACAACACUGUGGCGAAAUUGAUUGAUCCUUUCAAACCACAUCGGUUGAAAAAAUAUGAAAAUAAUGAUAAUUGGAAUUUAAUCACGGUACCGAAUACAAAUAAUUACAGUAAACGUGAAAUUCUAGAUGCAUUCUUCGAUGCCCUUCCCCACGAGUUAGGUGAAAUAUAUCCAUGCAAUUAUAACGAAGAAACACCACAAGAACACAGUUUCUUUGUUCGUGAGUGUUAUGAGCAGUUAAAAUUCUUGGUUACCAACUGUAAGCUUCAAAUUCAAGGACCAGAUAAAACUGGUGAAAGACUGAUAUUACAAUUACGAAUGAAUGUUAAGAACUUUGAAAGUGAUCCAUUGGAUGCUGUGAAAGCUAUAGCUAAAGCAAUAACUCUACGAUUUUUCGAAAAAGAUCGCUUGCUUGAUUUGGAAGAUUUGAAUUCAGCUGCUGGUCUUGAAAAUGUAGAACUAAACUUAAGAUCACCAAAAGUUCUAAAUCGAGUAUUAACUCAAGCCAGCAAUAGAUUCGCCAAAAAAGUUCUUGAAUUGCGUCUAGGAAAGAACCGAAUAUGGAGUUGCAAUUUUGCCAAACCAUUUUUGCAAAUGUUACAUUUAAGAGUUCUUGACUUGAGUUACAAUAAUUUAAAAGAUUUCAGUGAUUUCUUAGAAUUAGAAAAACUUCCAAUCAAAGCUUUGAUUUUAAAUGGGAAUCCACUUUGUGACACUUAUACUUAUGCACCGGAAUAUAUUAAAGCUGCCAAAGCUAUGUUUCCUGAAAUCACUAAAUUGGACAACAUAGAGUUAGGAUCAAUCACUCCAUUAAAAACCAAGAAAAAUUUCCUCUGUGAUCUCAAUGGAUAUGAUUUUGUUCAACAGUUUGUAAACCAUUAUUUCCCACUAUUCGAAUCAGAAAAUCGAAUUGAUCUGAAAGAAAUGUACCAUCCAAAAGCGAUUUUCUCGAUGAUCUGCAACUACAGCUUAGCGUCACUAAACAAUCAUAGUACAAAGCGAAUCUCCCGCUAUUCGAAUUUAGCCAGAAAUAUUCUUAAAAUGUCAGAUUUUUCACGUGCGAUGGGGUCCCUGCAUAGUGGAUAUGAUGAAAUUUGUCAAGCUUUGGUAGCAAUUCCGAAUGUCGAACAUGAUAUCGUUGGAUUCAAUACCGAUACCACCAUAAUGAAUGACGAUAUGAUCGUCAUAACUGUUACUGGGGUUUUGAAAGACGUCGCUCCAUCUGCCCUCGAACCAGAUAUUGUUUUAGCAUUUAGCAGAAUGUUUGUGCUUACACCCUAUGUAAAAGAUACGGGUUUCUUGGGUUGUUCCACGGAAUAUAAAAUUAUCAAUGAUCUAUUUAGUGUGUCAAAUCCAUCCGAAUGGCAAAAGCAAAACUCAUUCAAAUUCUCAAGAAAUCCAUUGAUUAAAAAAGAAAACAAACUAACGAGUGAAGAGAAAGAAGGUUUGUUGAUAAUGUUUCAAGAACUUACAACAACCAAAACAAUUUGGUGUAGAAGAUUUCUCGAUGAGGCCGAUUGGGAUUUCAAAAAAGCUGUCGAACUCUUUUUAGAGGAAUUGAAAAAGAAUAAUAAAUUGAUUUGAUUUUCAUACAAAAAAACGCCAUUUUUCCUUUUGUGGCCUUCAAUU